Messenger RNA from Toxoplasma gondii ME49, 3825 nucleotides. Its product is annotated as peptidase M16, alpha subunit, putative. Lineage: Eukaryota; Apicomplexa; Conoidasida; Eucoccidiorida; Sarcocystidae. Gene Ontology annotation, molecular function: metal ion binding. The record is from RefSeq and is a predicted model, not a curated record. The transcript is spliced from 8 exons. The coding region runs from base 1359 to 3050 and encodes 563 amino acids. Gene Ontology annotation, cellular component: mitochondrion.
UCUCGGUUAAAAAAGUUUCGUAUCGUGUGAGAACACGAUGAGGUCCCUACGACACAUACAACGCGUAGAUUUGUCGCCUGUUGAAGUUCCCCAUGAUUUACAAUCAGAGUGGCGAAAGACUCUCACCACAAGAAUAGCGAGGUCAUUUUAGGAUCAGAAUAACGAGAGCACUUUACUACCAGAAUGGGGAGAGCACUGUUCCAUCAUAAUAACGAGAGCAAUCUGCAAGACAAACACCAAGAGCAUUCUCUCAGAGUUUCCAGCAGGUAAACUCCACUCCCCAUUCGGUCCGUAACUGCACAGCACCAGAGUUCGCUGUACGGGUAAAGAAUCUCUGCCUCCAUUGAAUGGAGAAAACCAAGCAUUCUCCUCGACUUAUCCCACGUUCAGAAUCGAAAUGGAGCACAUUUGCCUUUCGUGCAAGGGCGUUUUACUGACGGACUCGAGUGUUUGAGGACGCCAAUCGUCUACCUCCCAGAGGUCUUGUUUUCCCCAUUUCCUUCGGAUUUCGCUCCUUAGAAAAUCCAAGCUACGAAUGGUGUAGAAGGUAAGCGGUGUAUCGCGGGCUCGUCUCCCAGAUCUAUUGUCUACAAAGCCGAAAGUUCAGAACUUCAGGCAGAGGAGAACAGUGGUAUCACACUCCCACUCCCGUAGUGCUGAGGUGGUUUAUAGCGGGGCACUUCUUCGCUUUGUGAACGUCAGCAUUCUACCAAGCAAACCACCUCCGUCCACAUUCCAGUGAAUCGCGAACUCCUUUCUUUGUGAAAAUUGUCCUGCCACGGAGAGGAGGCCCUUUCUCUUCAGCUCGUCCUGCGCGUUGCGGGGCUCAGGCGUCUCAGGGUAAGCGCGCAUGCAUUGACGGGCAAAAAAGCGGUGGCAAGUCCUUUUCUCAGGGGGCGGCGCCCAAAGGCUUUUCCUGGGUUGCUGCAGCAGCACGCGUGUGGUACUUUUGCGAGGAAGACCGAGAACUGGAGUGCCUGGCAACUUUUCCGCUCUCUUGGAAGUCACUUCUUUCUGUCGCUGCGGCACACCUAGGACACAGCUCCACGCUUCGGCUCUGGAACGUACUCUCCUGGGAUGCGCGUCCUCUAGACGGAGGCGUUCCUCGUUCCGCGACGUUUUCCUUGUGCAUCGGACCUCUUCCUCCCUUCUCAGCCUCUCCUCCCCGCUUUCUCCCGCCUACACUUUUCUACCGGGAGCAGUCGCGCACUUCGUUCUAGCACGCUCUCGCCUACGGCGCUGCUUUCGACUUCCGCGUUCCCGUCCCUCCCCUGACGGAACGCAGCCUUCCUUUCCGCGCUUCCUUCCUUGACAACGCCGCACUUGCCACUUUCCCGCGUGGCUGCCUCCUCGUCAACAUGAACGCCUCGAUUCUUUUCCGCAGAAACGCACCAGGCGUUUCGACCUGCCUUCGACGCAGGUGUCUGCGUCCUGCCGCGCUCGCCGCAGCGUCCGCUUCGGGUGUAUCGACACCUGCCUCGGGUGUAUGGACGCCGGCGUUCCAGCGCACAGAGAAGCGGUUUCUGAGCGGCGCGGCGCUGCAGCCGAAGGCGGGUCCGGCGCCUGAGUACCGGCGCGUCCCGUUCGUCAAGGAAGACAUGGAGAAAGUCAUGGAAGAAGUCCCGGAAUUCAAGUACUACUACGUCGGCAAGGAGAACACCAAGGGAAACGUGUACGAGGGCAUCCCCCUCGACCAAAGCAUUCUGGAGCCUGCGGAUCUCCGAGACUACGUCCCACCCCACAGCAACAUCCAAUACUCGAAGCUGGACAACGGCUUGCGGAUUGCGUCGAUGGAUCGAGGAGGCCUGACCGCCUCCCUGGGGCUCUUCGUGCAUGCAGGCACUCGUUUUGAAGACGUCACGAACUUUGGCGUCACCCACAUGAUCCAGAACCUUGCUUUCGCCUCCACGGCUCAUCUGUCGCUUUUGCGAACCGUCAAAACUAUCGAGGUGUUGGGCGCGAACGCGGGAUGCGUCGUCGGCCGGGAACACCUGGUGUACAGUGCAGAGUGCCUGCGUUCGCACAUGCCGCUGCUGGUCCCGAUGCUGACGGGGAACGUCCUCUUUCCUCGCUUCCUUCCCUGGGAGCUGAAGGCAUGCAAGGAGAAACUCAUCAUGGCUCGCAAGCGCCUAGAGCACAUGCCAGACCAAAUGGUCUCUGAACUGCUGCACACGACAGCGUGGCACAACAACACUUUGGGUCACAAGCUGCACUGCACCGAGAGGAGCCUCGGCCAUUACAACCCCGACGUCAUCCGCCACUACAUGCUUCAGCACUUCUCCCCUGAAAACAUGGUGUUCGUUGGCGUGAAUGUGAACCACGACGAGUUGUGCACAUGGCUGAUGCGCGCAUUUGUGGACUACAACGCCAUUCCGCCUUCGAAGCGAACUGUCGCUUCGCCUGUGUACACUGGAGGAGAUGUGCGCCUGGAAACUCCGUCCCCGCAUGCACACAUGGCCAUUGCCUUUGAAACGCCGGGCGGCUGGAACGGAGGCGACUUGGUGGCGUACUCUGUUCUGCAAACAAUCCUUGGUGGCGGCGGCGCGUUCUCGACGGGAGGACCAGGGAAAGGCAUGUACACUCGACUGUACUUGAACGUGCUCAACCAGAAUGAGUGGGUCGAGAGCGCCAUGGCGUUCAACACCCAGUACACCGACUCAGGCAUCUUUGGCCUGUACAUGCUCGCAGAUCCGACCAAGUCCGCGAACGCCGUGAAGGUGAUGGCGGAGCAGUUCGGCAAAAUGGUCUCUGUAACGAAGGAGGAGCUGCAGCGCGCGAAGAAUUCGCUCAAGUCGUCAAUCUUCAUGAAUCUCGAGUGCCGCGGCAUCGUCAUGGAAGACGUCGGCCGCCAACUGCUGAUGAGCAACCGCGUCAUCUCCCCGCAGGAGUUCUGCACGGCCAUCGACGCCGUGACCGAGGCUGACAUCAAGAGAGUUGUGGACGCCAUGUACAAGAAGCCGCCGACCGUCGUUGCCUACGGUGACGUUUCGACCGUCCCGCACUACGAGGAGGUACGCGCUGCUCUCCGAGCCGCGGGCGUCGGCAAGUGAAGCUGAAAAGCAGGGCGCAGAGAGAAUUGGAAAGGUCUCGGAAACGAAGAAAGCUGCAUGCGCCGCCCGUCCUCCGAGAGGAAGGAACGUGUCUACCUCGCGUUCGAGAGAGAAGACAAAACCAAAAAAGAGAGAGAACGAGAAGGAGAUCAACAGAGAGAGAACGAGAAGGAGAUCAACAGAGAGAGAGCGAGAAGGAGAUCAACAGAGAGAGAACGAGAAGGAGAUCAACAGAGAGAGAACGAGAAGGAGAUCAACAGAGCGAACUGAAAGAGACACACCUUGCGUGGAUGUGGGCUGCAGCGAGGACGCGCGUAGUCUGAUUGGUAUGGUUCUCUCUUCCUAGCAGACAGAUGCGUUACACUGUGUGGGGCAGACCAGAUCACUGGUUACGUUUCUCUCUUUCGCUUCUUCUUGGAACUUUUGUCCCCGUUCUCAGGUUCCCUGAGAGCGAGUGUUUGUCCAGGUUCCUCCUCUCCGCACUGUUUUUGAGGGAGGGAAGAUGUUUUCUCGCUUUGUAGGCUUCUCGCGAUUGUGCGUCGCCGGCGGCCCCGCUCUCCGUUUACUCAGCUCAUUUAUGGAAGCCUGGGGAGGACAGCCACCGCUUGCUGAGAACAGAGGAUGCGGAGGCGGUGCCGACGAGUCUUCAACUCUGGACAUUCUGUAGAACUCGAGAUCAGUUUUCAUGGUUUCUCUUCGCUGUUGGAGCCAGACGCGCGUUGUCUCGGCUUCCGAUAGCUGGCUUGCGGCACCUUAAACGGUGCGAGCAACCAGG